Messenger RNA from Anastrepha obliqua, 882 nucleotides. RefSeq names its product calcium-dependent secretion activator-like. NCBI's taxonomy places the organism in Eukaryota, Metazoa, Arthropoda, Insecta, Diptera, Tephritidae. Gene Ontology annotation, biological process: dense core granule exocytosis; synaptic vesicle exocytosis. The transcript has 7 exons. The record is from RefSeq and is a predicted model, not a curated record. The coding region runs from base 1 to 882 and encodes 293 amino acids.
AUGACCCGUGAAGUGGAAGUAGAUACAUUGGCUGAAAGUAAUAUACCUCCCAGCUCUACAGCUGCCGCUAAUCGCUGCGCCACGGCCCCCCAAGGUACAAACGCAGUCUUAGCGCCAGUCAAUGUGGGGGCCACAGAUAGAUCAUCAUUGCCGGAAAUUGAUGGCCUAAGCAAGGAAACAGUUCUCACAUCCUGGAUGGCAAAAUUUGACAUUAUACUUAAAGGUACCGGCGAAGAAGACUCAAAACGACCCCCACGAAUGCAACAAUCUCUGAACAGUGAAUUGAUCUUGUCAAAGGAGCAAUUAUAUGAUAUGUUCCAACAGAUAGUAAGCGUUAAAAAAUUUGAACAUCAAAUACUUUUUAACGCAUUAAUGCUGGAUUCAGCCGAUGAACAAGCAGCCGCAAUUCGUCGCGAGCUAGACGGCAGAAUGCAGCGAGUUAGUGAAAUGGAAAAAAACCGAAAAUUGAUGCCUAAGUUUGUGCUUAAGGAGAUGGAAUCUCUUUAUGUUGAAGAGUUAAAAUCGUCUAUAAAUCUAUUGAUGGCGAAUUUGGAAUCUUUACCAGUAUCUAAAGGAAAUAUGGAUAGCAAGUACGGAUUACAAAAGCUCAAACGCUAUAAUCAUAGCACUCCAUCAUUUCUGAAGAUGGUAUUGCGAUCACAUGGAUCACUUUCAAAAUUGGAAGGUGACACAGAUGAGGGUAUAACGCAACUGACGAAAUUAGAUGUUGUGCUCUCUUUUCAACUGGAAGUAAUCGUCAUGGAAGUAAAGGGACUUAAAUCGCUAGCUCCUAAUAGAAUAGUUUAUUGCACUAUGGAAGUGGAGAAUGGUGAAAAACUGCAAACGGACCAGGCUGAGGCUUCGAAACCAAUAGAACGUUAA